Aspergillus mulundensis is the source of this 993-nucleotide messenger RNA. RefSeq names its product alpha/beta hydrolase. Lineage: Eukaryota; Fungi; Ascomycota; Eurotiomycetes; Eurotiales; Aspergillaceae. Gene Ontology annotation, molecular function: hydrolase activity. The coding region runs from base 1 to 993 and encodes 330 amino acids. The transcript has 2 exons. The record is from RefSeq and is a predicted model, not a curated record.
AUGAUCCCCAAGACCGGCUCCAGAACAACCCUCGACCCCGAGAUCUCCUCGUUUCUAAAGACACAUCCGGACCUGGUCCUCGGGGGCGGAAACCUGCUCGAAGAGCGGCGCAUCCACACACAAAUACUCAGCUUCACAAACCACCCACGGGAGAAACAAUUCGACAUCGGCCGCGUCGAAUUCACAGCUUUCCGCGGACCGCACGGCACAAUAAACGUCCGAGUCCUUUACCCGUCAAAGCCGCCAUUAAACGCGCAGGACCUCACACCGGCGCUGAUCUACUUCCACGGCGGCGGAUACACAGUCGGAUCGGGCGACGAAUUCGAGAAUGGAUGUCGGAUGUUGGCCGAGAAAGCCGGCGUCCAAGUCUACCUUGUUGAGUACCGGCUCGCGCCGGAAUGGAAGUAUCCGACGCAGUUGGAUGAAUAUGAAGCCGUGCGGGACUGGUUGAGGGGCGAAGGGGGAAAGGAGCGCGGCGUUGAUCCAGAGCUCAUCUUCGGGGCAGGGGAUAGUGCAGGGGGUAAUAUGUCGGCGGCGAUUUCGCUGAGGCUGCGUGAUGAGAAAAAGAAACCGCUGGCAGGCGUGUUUCUGCUGUAUCCGGAGGCGAGGGUGCCUUUCGACACCAAUGCGGCGGCAGAGAAUAACGCGGGGCCGUAUCUGAGCUGUAAUGGGAUCUUCGAAUUCGCUAGAAACUACCUCCCUCCCGGAGUCCCGCCGUCGAUGCCAUAUAUAUCGCCAGGACAACAACAUGUCGAUGAUUUGAAAGGCUUUCCACCAGCUACAGUUUACACCUGUGGCUUUGACUGUCUAAGAGAUGUCGGCGUCGAGUUUGCUUCCAAGUUGGAAGAGGCCGGCAACCAGGUGACCUGGCAUCACUACGAGACACUGUGCCAUGGCUUUCUACAGAUGGCCCCUUGGAGCUCUACGGCAAUGAACGCCCUUCUGCAGGUAGCGCAGGAUGUGCGAGAGUCAGUUCAGCGGGCUCGAAGUUAG